CCCUCACCCUUUCUGCACCCAUGGCUUGUGUCCAUGAACAACAUGCCCCUUCCCCAUCCCUCUCAGGGUUCAGCACCCCGCUCUCCGAACCCCCCUUCUGUCGGCCUGAUUCGGAGGUGCCAGCGAGCACGCCAGACACCGAGCUCACCCCGACCCAGUGCGUCCUCCGUAAUGUGCUCUCCAUCGACCCGGUGGGGGGCGGGAGUGGCACUCACAGCAACAGCCCCACCCUGAGCGACGAGCCCACCAACUUCUCUAACAGCGUGCUUAAGCUGCAGGAGGGCGGAGCCGAGGGUGGAGCCAUGCGCAACCAGUCCGACAGCUUCCGGCUGCAGGCGGGUGGAGGAGGCUUUUUGGAAGGCUUGUUCGGAUGCCUAAAGCCAGUGUGGACGAUGAUUGGGAAAGCUUACUCGACAGAGCACAAGCAGAGCCAGGAAGAAUCCUGGGAGGUGCCAUUCGAGGAGAUCUCCGAGCUGCAGUGGGUGGGCAGCGGGGCACAGGGAGCUGUGUUCCUGGGCAAGUUUCAUGGUGAGGACGUGGCUGUGAAGAAAGUCCGAGACAUCAAGGAGACUGAGAUCAAACAUCUGCGCAAGCUCAAACACCCCAACAUCAUUACCUUCAAGGGCGUGUGCACGCAGGCUCCGUGUUACUGCAUCCUCAUGGAGUACUGUGCUCAGGGCCAGCUCUACGAGGUGCUGAGGGCCGGCAGGAGGAUCAUGCCGUCUCUGCUGGUGGACUGGGCCAUGGGCAUCGCAGGCGGCAUGAACUACCUCCACCUGCACAAGAUUAUCCACAGAGAUCUCAAAUCACCCAAUAUGCUGAUCACACACGACGACCUGGUGAAGAUCUCAGACUUCGGCACGUCUAAGGAGCUCAGAGACAAGAGCACCAAGAUGUCGUUUGCAGGCACUGUGGCCUGGAUGGCACCCGAGGUGAUUCGGAACGAGCCCGUGUCUGAGAAAGUGGACAUCUGGUCGUUCGGUGUGGUUCUGUGGGAGAUGCUGACCGGUGAGAUCCCGUAUAAAGACGUGGACUCCUCCGCUAUCAUAUGGGGCGUGGGAAACAACAGCCUGCAGCUUCCUCUUCCUGAAAGCUGCCCUGAUGGCUUCAAAAUCCUGCUCAGACAGUGCUGGAACUGCAAACCCAGGAACAGGCCGUCGUUCAGGCAGAUUCUGCUGCAUCUGGACAUCGCGUCUGCAGAUGUGCUCUCCACCCCACAGGAGACAUACUUCAAAUCUCAGGCCGAGUGGCGUGAGGAGGUCAAGCAACACUUUGAGAAGAUCAAGUCAGAGGGCACGUGUCUUCACCGUCUGGAUGAAGAACUGAUCAACCGGAGACGAGAGGAGCUCAGGCAUGCUCUCGACAUCAGAGAACACUACGAGAGAAAGCUAGAGAGAGCCAACAAUCUGUACAUGGAGCUCAACGCUGUGAUGCUGCAGCUGGAGCUCAAAGAGAAAGAGCUGCUCAGGAGGGAACAGUGUCUGGAUAAAAAAUAUCCUGGUCUCUUCAAACAUCACCCCUCAACCACAGUGGACAAACUCAUCAAGAAGAGAAGCGUCCCCCAGAAACUGCCUCCUCACAGCAAGAGACCUGACCUCCUGAGAUCAGAGAUCAUUCUCCCCAAGAUGGACGCUGGUGUGCUGCAGGUGACCGUCCCGCCAUGUGCAAACCGAGGGCCUACCUCACCUAACCGCGCCCGCAGGAUGAAAACUCGUCACCGGAGGAGCGGCAAAGGAAGCAGCGGAGAUCUGUCAGGGCCUAAGCACCCUACUGCCCCUGCUAGCCGAGAAAGAGAGCCCCCGCAACCCAACACAACGCCGCCCGCACCGCCACUCACUGAGACUGCUUCAGGGACUGUGAUGAGGGAGGGCCAGCAGGAGCCGCCCCCGCUGAAGCUGUCCUCGUCCAGCCCAGAUCUGCUCUCCUCCACCCGCCGCGCUGAAGACGGAGUCAGUGGAGCUGCCCCGACCGAAGCCCUGGGCAGAGAGCCCGGCGGUGGCGCUGAAGCAGGGGCCGGUCUGGACGAGACUCCACCCAGAAGUGACACUGCGAGUGAGGACGCUGCUUCACUGCCAUUCUCCAGCAGCCCAGAUUCACCCUGCUGUGGCCGAAGUGGAGCGGUGGGCAGAACUCAUGUAGGAGAGGAGAAAGAAGAGGGAACCGGGACGGUGCGAUUGCCCAGAGGAUCCAGCGGCAGUCAUCUGACUCCAUCAGCCAUACUGUAUCGAGCUGCUAUCACACGCAAACAGCGACGUGGAGUUUCCUCAGAAGAAGAAGAGGGCGAGGUGGACAGUGAGGUGGAGUUACCAAGGAGACGACGGCCGACCAGUAUAACCAAGUGUCAGUCAGUAUCCACCUUCAGCUCCGAGAACCUGUCUGUUUCUGAGGGAGAGGAGGGCCACACCACUGACCACUCCCACAGCGGCACGCCGGACGUGGUCAGCACCAACACAGACGAGCGAUUGGACGAUCGCAGCGAUGACCUCAUCUCCCAGGGCUCUGAGAUCCCUGUCGAUAUUACAGACCCUAAUCUAUCCGAAAGAGAGGCCGCUGCCCUUGAACAGGAGAGGGCCAACUUUGACCUGGAACAAAAUAUCCUGGAGACUCGCGCGUUGUGUGAGGACUCGGACUGUGACAGUGCUGAACUCGACCAAUCAGGGAGCGGAGAGCCAAGUCAUCCCCCGAGUGCAGGAGGCUGGGGACAGGGUCCUCAAAACUGAAACACACACAUACACACCCCAGCACACACUUUCACAUUCAGUUGCACCAAAGUGAAAGGAACACAGAUUUUCGUGAAACACGUGUGCACACACAUCCUCUGAGAAACGCAACGAUACACUACACAAAAGGACUAGCCACCUUAAGAACAAAUACUCAGACACUGGUCAUAGCAACUUUGGGAUCGUAAACUGCCUCGUGACCAGGACAUAGCCACGGAACAUAUAGCAAGACAAGUUCAGCAGUGACCUGCUGCUAGAGUUGAGGAUUACAGGAAAUAUAUGAACAGAUCAAUGCAAUUAAAAACUUCAGGGCAUUCCCAAUAAGCAGCAGUGAUGGUAUCAAUAAGGUUUGUGCUGUUGUAGUGCAGACAGACUUCCGUGUGGGCCAGAAUCAUGUCCGUUCAUGUGUGGAAGGCUUGUGGUAGCAGUCGAUGUAAAGUCAGAGUCUAGAUCGAAUCAGUAGUGCUGGAUGAAACUCCUGAUCACAGGAAUCUCCGUCCUCCAGCCUGGAUAAAGUAGUUUUAAUCUGUUCAGACGUCACGUAAAUGAAGUGUUUGGGACUGACUGACACUACUAUGUACAGAUGCUUACUUUCCAAAGCAUUUACAAGGUGCAUAUACAAAUGUGAUUCUAUUAUGACUAUAAUGCCCUGAAUUUAUGUAAAUAUAUAUUUAUUAAGCUAAAUCUAAGAAAACAAAAAAGUCAACUAUUUGUUAACAUAACAAAAAACAAUAAAAACGGUCCAGUUUUUACUAUUCUCCUGUGCUUGUGCCACCCUACCAUGGCAGCUCAGAUUGGUUUGGAGAUCAGCAGGUGUGUAAAUGUGCAGUUAUAUAUAUAUAUAUAUAUAUAUAUAUAUAUAUAUAGUCAGGUUGGCUUUGCUGGUGCAGGACUGUAAAACUCUUGGAUGCAAGUAUACACAACACACAGACUGAACGGCACAUAUAAAUGUACAGUACAUGAUUUAUGACACAGGAGAUAUCUCUUCUAACUGUCUGCUCUCCUCUUACCUCUCAGAUUAUCUUUCAGUACUUUUUCUUUCAUAGGGACAUGCAAUAUGUACAUUUCAACCUAAUCUGAAAAAAGCACUUUUAUUUUCUGCACUGUAAAAAUAAAGUAAAACAAAUAAAUGACAAUAAUUUAAUGUAUAUGAAUUUUAGCUUGCCAGAUGUAGGUCUGAGAAGGGCAAAGUCCUGAAGAACAAAAUGCAUGAUAUACAUUUUUAUGUACUUUAAUUUUUAAAUCAAUUGUUUUUAUACAUCUAAAGAAAUGUUUGCACCUUUUUUACCUUGAAUGUGUAAUAAUGUUGUGUUGCUUGUAGGCACUUUACAGUAGGAUGUUUAUAUACAUGGACAUGAUCACUUUCUCAUGUUGCACUGAAAAUGUAUUUAUGAUAAUGAUGAUGGUUCAAUAGAUGCAAAUCUCCAGUUUCAAGAGUAUGUAUGUUAAGAAAACCAUUUAAAACAUUUCUGAAGAUAAUAA
Carassius carassius (crucian carp) is the source of this 4202-nucleotide messenger RNA. RefSeq names its product mitogen-activated protein kinase kinase kinase 12-like. The transcript is spliced from 13 exons. Gene Ontology annotation, molecular function: ATP binding; JUN kinase kinase kinase activity. Bases 21 to 2720 code for a protein of 899 amino acids. The record is from RefSeq and is a predicted model, not a curated record. Gene Ontology annotation, biological process: protein autophosphorylation; JNK cascade. Lineage: Eukaryota; Metazoa; Chordata; Actinopteri; Cypriniformes; Cyprinidae.